Molecule: messenger RNA, 1802 nt
Organism: Arabidopsis arenosa
Lineage: Eukaryota; Viridiplantae; Streptophyta; Magnoliopsida; Brassicales; Brassicaceae
Source: the annotation of a GenBank genome assembly
AUUUUUGUUUUCUCUCUUGAGACAUGGAAGGACGAUACAUAGUUCCUGCUUUGAAGAAGAAGGACCAGACUCGCGAUGUGGAACGUGAAUCAUGGGACGAGCUUCGUAGAAGAAUCAAUGGAUUAGUAAAUAAGGUAAACACAAACAAUCUUCGUCACGUUGUUUUAGAAUUGUUGGAAGAGAAUCUCAUAAGAGGAAGAGGUCUUUUAUGCAGAUCAUGUAUCAAAUCUCAGAUCGCAUCUCCUUUAUUCUCCUAUGUCAUCGCGGCUUUAAUCGCCGUCGUAAACUCAAGAUUUCCUUUGAUAGGAGAUUUGUUGUUGAGAAGAUUAGUUUUGCAGAUUCAAAAGGCUUAUGAUCGUAAUGACAAGCCUCGUUUAUUAGCUGUUAUGAGAUUUCUCGCACAUCUUGUGAAUCAGCGAGUCGUGAACGAGACUAUUGCUCUUGAGCUUCUCUUAAAGCUUCUCGUUGAGCCUACGGGAGAUACUGUUGAAGUAGCUGUUGUCUUUGUUACUGAAUGUGGAGCUUUGCUUCAAGAAGUUUCUCCUAGAGGUUUUAACCUAAUUUUCGAUAGCUUUCGUAGGAUUCUUCAUGAAGGUGACUUGGAGUAUAGGUCACGUUGUUUGAUUGAGUCUUUGGUUACUCUUAGGAGAUUGAAUUUUAAAGAUCAUCCAGCGAUUCGUCCUCAACUUGAUCUUGUGGACUUAGAAAAUCAAGUGACACAUGAGAUCUCUUUCCUCGACGAUAUUGAUCCAGAAACGUCCCUCGAUGUUUUCAAACCCGACCCUGCGUUUCAGCAAAACGAGAACAAGUACGAGCUUAUGAAGAAGCAGAUACUUGGAGAGGAAGAUACAGACCUAGAAGAAGAAGAUGAUGAUGAUGAUGAUGAUGAUGAUGGUGAUGGUGAUGAUGUUGAUGUUGAUGAUGAGCGAGUCAUAAAAGAUGAUACAGACACUGAUCUUGUUAAUCUCAGGAGGACAAUUUAUCAAACGAUAAUGUCAAGUCUUGAUUUUGAGGAAGCAGGGCAUAAGCUGCUCAAGAUCAGACUAGAACCUGGUCAAGAGAUGGAGUUAUGUGUUAUGGUGCUUGAAUGUUGCAGUGAGGAGAAAACUUAUCGUUCCUUCUAUGGUCACUUAGCACACCGGUUCUGCCUCAGAAGCAAAGUUUACAGAGAAUGUUUCGAGAAUCUGUUUGUUCAACAAUAUUCAAUGGUACACCGAUUCGAGACCAACAAGUUAAUGAGUGUAGCCACCUUCUUUGGGCAUCUCCUGGCCACUGACGCUCUUCCUUGGCAUGUUCUUGCCUAUGUUCGGUUAACAGAGGAAGACACGACUUCCUCAUCACGUAUCUUUCUCAAAAACCUUUUCCUACAACUCUCUGAGCUAUUAGGAAUCAAGCUUUUGAAUGAAAAGCUUCAUGAUCCAACCAUGGAGCAGACGUUCGAGUCCAUCUUCCCAAAGGACCAUCUAAAAAACACGUUGUUCUCCAUCAACUUCUUCACCAAAAUCGGCCUCGGGGGCAUCACUCAAAAACUAAGGCAGUUCAUCACCAAGCGCAAGGAAACUAAUUCAGAGGAAUCAAGUGAUGAUGAGACGGAGAGGAAGCGUAGAAGGAAAACAGGUUGCUCAGUAGCAUUAGCAUCUAUUUAAAGCUGUCUUGAAUUGUUAGUCUUUAUUUGGCUGCUUUGAUGAUCUAAUUUUGAAGCUGUCUUCUAUUAGCAUACAUAAUCUUCUUUUUUGUAUUUGAUGCUUUGUUGAAGACCAAUUUAUGUCAGAGGAAGAAGAACAUAAACUUGUCAGAGGAAG